Molecule: messenger RNA, 1958 nt
Organism: Bombyx mori (domestic silkworm)
Lineage: Eukaryota; Metazoa; Arthropoda; Insecta; Lepidoptera; Bombycidae
Product: putative carbonic anhydrase 3
Exons: 7
Coding region: 267-1298 (343 amino acids)
Biological process (GO): one-carbon metabolic process
Cellular component (GO): plasma membrane
Molecular function (GO): zinc ion binding; carbonate dehydratase activity
Source: RefSeq, a predicted model, not a curated record
AUGCAUUUUGUAGUUCGGAAAACUUAUCACCUAAAACAGCUGACGUCCUUUCAUAGCCGGCAGGGGAGGUUAUAAGUGAGGGAAAUCGUUGGCAGCGCACAGUUGUCUGCCACAAAAACCGCGUGUCGGUGCGGUCAUUCCUCAUAAUAAUAAUGAACGUAUUUUAAAAUACGUGCGUGUAAAUUUAACGCUUCGUAUAAAAAACAUGAAUUUUUUUUUGUGUCUUAAUCGACUGGUGUGCUAAUUGAAGAAAACAACUGAACAAGAUGCAGGGCGUUAUAGCAACAUUUAUUUUGUUUGCGACUUUACAAGUACUCCUUACGCUGGGAGACGACUUUGGAUAUGAUGGAAUCACAGGACCAAAUUACUGGGGCGAGAGAUAUCGAGAAUGCGCAGGCAAGCACCAGAGUCCUAUCAAUAUCAACAUUCUGCAUGUUAAACAUAUAAUUCUACCAGAUAUAGAGUUCAUCGGCUUUGAUGACUCGAUCGACGAUGUACACGUCACCAACAAUGGACACACAGUAUUAAUUGAAGUGAAGAAUGAACCUCAUCCGAGGGUUCGCGGUGGGCCUUUAGAUGGUGAUUACAUCUUCAGCCAGAUGCAUUUCCACUGGGGAGAUAACGACACGUUUGGCUCUGAAGAUACUAUCAAUCAUAGGAGUUUUCCUAUGGAAUUGCACAUGGUGUUCUUCAAAGAAGAGUAUGGAACCCCAACCAACGCAGUGAAGCAUCACGAUGGAUUAACAGUGCUAGCAUUUUUUUACGAGUUGGACCGUCAUCAGCAUCCAGCUUACGAUGAUAUAACAUCCGCAUUAGCGAAUGUAACCGAACCCUAUACUUCCGUGGCGAUGAGCCAUCCCUUUUCAUUCCUCAACAUUUUGCCUUACGAUUUGAAGAGGUACUUUACCUACAAGGGCUCAUUGACAACUCCGCCUUGUUCUGAAGUUGUCAUUUGGUUGGAUUUCGAGCAGCCUAUUAGAUUAACACACGAUCAGAUAGAAACGUUUCGUGAACUCAAGUCUGCACACGGAAAGAUCACUCAUAAUUUCCGACCAAUACAGCCAAUCGGUGACAGAAUUGUAUUUUAUAACAUUGACAACAGCUACUUUAGUUACAACACUAUAGAUGAAGAUGAAGAGGAACAUAAAGACACGCAUCCAAAACGAAAGAAGCAUCGCAAUAAUGCACAAAAUAUAUUAAGCAAUUAUACUUUAAUUUUAUGCAAUGUCUUGCUUUUAGUAUAUGGUAUUCACUUAAGUCCAUUAAUUUCAGAGGUCUCUUUCACGACUGAUUUCUAAAAUUAAAAUGCAAAGGUGAUUUUGCAUAAUAUUUCGUUUUGACACUCGGAUUUGUUAGCAGAGACCCAAUAGAACUAUGUAGUAUUAGGGAAAAUUAUAAAGACUGUUUGUGUAUUUUAUGUGAUAGUACAUUCGCCUAAAAUUUAAAUCGACAUUUUAAAUCACCUUGUAACGCAAUGUUAGUGGAGUUUGUGUGAUUUGGCUGUUGUUCACAAUGUUCACGUGUUUGUGUAGUUGAAAGAUAAGGUUUUGUUGAAGAUGUGAAUAAUAAUAAAAAAUGCAUAAUUAUAAAUUUGGAGAUAGUUCUGUAUACUUAAAAUAUUGUUUUAUUUAAAUUAUGAAGUUUAUUUUUAUUUAAUGCCAUUACGUUUACGUAUACAGGGUUUAUGGGAACAACUCAAAUCACCGUAGGCCUAUUUAAAUGUCUAGAACUACUAAUGAUUUAAUUAGAAUUAGUUUUAUGGCAACUAAUUUAUUAUUAUUAACAUAUAGUAAAAACUGUUAGAAAAUUGUUCCGUAAAGUAUAAAUCUGACUAUUACAUGUACAUACCUAUUUAAAAAGUGGUAGGAAUAAUUUAUUAUAUAAAUUAAUAGACUAACGAGAGAUAUCGUUUACAUAAUUACUAGUAUACUGUGAUAUUAAAAUACUUUGAGAUUAAA